AUGCUUGGAUUUCUAGCGGUUUUAUCCGUCUUUAUCCAUUUUCGAACAUUCUUCAUGAUGCCAUAUGGAAUGCCGGGCAAAGAAUGGGCAGAAGGAAACUUUCUGCGGUCGAAUAUUGUCUCCAAAUGUCAGAAAGUAGGCGAAAACUCCGAAAUCAAGGAAGAAAAAUCGGAAAAGAAUGAGCCUGAAAAAGAGAAAAUACCGUUGAAAGAAAGCUGUCUCAAUCAGACAUUUCUCUUGUUUGCCACUGUUUUUGUUGUUUAUUCGACGAGGGUUAAGGCUCUUCAAGGCUGGAUCUAUCCUUGGAUGGAGUGGUCGUACGCCAAAGUCCCGGGAGACACGGCAGAAAUUGAAGCUCAUGUUGGAAAUCUUCUCGAAAUCUACGGCCUGCUUCUUUUUGCCUCUCCACUUUUCGCCGCGCUGCCAGAACUUUUUAGCUGGAUCGGAAGCAAGUUGAAUAGAAAUGGAAUUCUCAACGGAGAUAUGAUUUCUUUGACGAUAAUCAUGAGUUAUUCAGCCAUAGCGUGCUCGGUUUGCUCGGGUCAGAUGAUGUAUCGGGCGAAGGAUUUGGACGAUAAUGCAAAUGCAUAUGCGCUGAUAGUGAUUUUUUCGAUUGCCAAGACAAUUGUUUAUGCUGCUCCGAAUAUGUUUCUUUUCUACAUGUUCCCUCCUGAGCAUUUCGGCUCUCUCUACGGCAUCCUCACCGCUCCUGGAAUCGUCACCAUGUGGUUCAUCGACCCUCUUUUCCGCCUGAUUCUUGGCGACUCGGAAAGUCUUGCUGAUGCUGAUUUCGCGCCAGUUUCGAUUGGAUUCGCCGUGCUCUGCGGAGUUGGGCUCAUUCAAGUCUUUCUACCGAAAAUUGGACUGAUUCCGGCGGCGAAAAGAAUGUGCAGGGAGAAACAAAAUCAGUCAGAAAGAACGAAGGAAGAAUCGCAUGGAAUUGAUAAUAACGGAUUCGAGUUGGAGAAAUCAGAAGACAUGUUUUGA
Messenger RNA from Oikopleura dioica, 987 nucleotides. The record is from the annotation of a GenBank genome assembly. NCBI's taxonomy places the organism in Eukaryota, Metazoa, Chordata, Appendicularia, Copelata, Oikopleuridae.